This is a messenger RNA of Dreissena polymorpha, 3016 nucleotides long. Its product is annotated as thiopurine S-methyltransferase-like. Lineage: Eukaryota; Metazoa; Mollusca; Bivalvia; Myida; Dreissenidae. The record is from RefSeq and is a predicted model, not a curated record. Gene Ontology annotation, molecular function: thiopurine S-methyltransferase activity. The transcript is spliced from 9 exons. Bases 598 to 1446 code for a protein of 282 amino acids.
UUAUUUGAUCAUAAAUACACGUUGCAAAGCAUUAAAUAAGCAGUCACGUAAUUGUGUUAUAAAUAUGGCGAAUACUAACGGGCAUAUUUAACCAAGUUACGUUUAACUUGUUUCAUAUAAACCUAUUUGUCUAAGGAUGUGUCAAUCGUUAUACAUCGACUAUUUCCGGAGUCCUCCGAAAGAUAAAUCGUCUUCUGCGGCUGUUCAAGCCUGUUGUAUGCGUUUUAACCUUAAGCACAUGUAUAGGUCCCAGAUACAAACGUAUGCAUUACACCCUUAAAGUGAAGUGGAUUAACGCUUAGAGAGUCAUUCAUGUUCGAAAUGUUCAAUUUCGUACUCAAUUAAUACAACUCACAAUUAAACUAUUAAAAGUAGUUUUUGUACGAGAGUACCAUUUAUACUUUUAAUAGUUUAAUUGUAUACGCCAAACGUGAAUACUUUAUCGCAUGUUCCAGACUUCUGUUAGUAAAUGCUUCAGUGGCGUAGCCAGAGACAUUUUUAGGCUGAGGCAGUUAAUCGACCCCUUGGAAAUGUGUGUUGCAUUGACAUUAAUUGACAAGCUCUGCGUUAAUUGCGUGUCUUCGUGUUGUCUAUGAUAUGACUUUAAGUUACUCUGCUUUCCUAGCGCGUCCCAAGUGCGUCCAAUUUUCACUUCCACUGUUGAACAGCUGCUGGAGUGUUAAGAUGUCAGCCAAAGAUGCCAAAACAGACCUGGAUGCGGGCGUGCUUAACAACUCGGAAUGGGUCAAGAGAUGGGGGGUUGGAGACACCGCCUUUCACCAAGGUGCCCAUGAUCCCUUGUUUGACACGCACGGAGACAUGAUGUUCGAGGGCGGUGCGAAGUCCGUGUUUGCGCCACUGUGUGGCAAAUCGCUGGAUCUGAUCUGGAUGUAUGAUCGGGGUCACACCGUGGUUGGCGUGGAGAUAGCAGAGCAGGCGGUCCAGGAACUGUUCUCUGAGAACAAGCUUGAUGUUCAAGUGCAGCAGGUAGAGGGAGUUGGGCCGCUGUACAAGAGCACGGACGGACGGCUGCAAGUGUAUGUCGGAGAUCUGUUUGAUUUGACCAAAGAUCGCUUGGGCGAGUUUGACCGGGUCUGGGAUUCCAAGUCCAUCGUGGCCAUCAACGUGGUGGAUCAGGAAAGGUACCGCGACCUGCUUCUGUCGUUUCUGAAGAAGGAUGGGCAGUAUUACCUCAUUACCAUUGACUAUGACCCCGUCGUCUGGCCAGGACCGCCACACAACAUCACGGAUCAGAGGGUCAGACAAUUGUACGGUGAAUACUGCAACAUUGAGGUGAUUCAAGAAUCUAACCUUACCGGCAUCAGCAAUCCGGACAACAAAGCAUCUGGUGGCCACGCCCCGCCAGCAGAACCGAAUUCUGUCGGUGCGGCAUUAAGAACAUCCUCGUAUCUUUAUGAGCGAUAUUAUAAAAUGGCGUUCAAGUGAGACAACUCAGUGCAUUGACCACUUUAUGUUCAUACUUAAGUGGAAUUAAAAAAACACACACACACAAUCAAGACUCGCACAAAUCGUAACUAUCACUGCUGAAUCAGUACGCAUGCGCAUGUAUUUUGAAUCUGCUCAUUUACCGGUGUGUAUUAAUAUUGUCCAGUGUACUGUUAAUAAAUUAAAGCCAUAACAGUUUAAAAACGUAUUAAAACGUAUUAAAAAUCCCCACAACUCAUUGCAUACCACAGUGUUAUUCGUCGCCAUGCAUGUACUUUUGUUUGUGUAUAAACUACGCUAAUUUCGGUUAUAAACUUUGCAAAUUCACAUGGCCUGCCAUGUGGUGAUUAUUUCGACUUUUGGCCAUUACAAAUUGAUCAUAUUUGUCGGAUGUGCCGCGUCUAACAAUCGUUAAUGAAAUAAAGAUAUUAUUAUGAUUUUAUUGUACUUAAAUGGUCCAUUUGCCCCGCAUCCAAAUUUUAUAAAUGCAGGGCUGUUUUUUAUUCGUUUCGUUAUGUUUAAGCUUUCAUAUUUCAUAGACUGUUCAUCUUUCGUUUGGAGUACCGGUAUUUAAUUAACUGAAUGCGGCUGGCAAAUCUGUUCAACAAAUAUGUAAACCAUAUAUUGUGUGCGCUUUGCACUAUUUUCUGAGUAAAUUAAAAAUGAAAUACACAUAUGUUUAUUUCACUCGCUGAUAAGGUUUGGGGUAAAAGUCCGUCGAACAGCUAAUCAAAUUGUUCUGACAUAAGUGCACUAGAGUCGGACCUGCUUCCUCCGUUGUUGACCGCCAGCCUGUCAAUGCAGAGUUUGUGAGUUAUCUCCCGCUACCUCCGUUGUUGACCGCCAGACUUCCAAUGUAGAGUUUGUGAGUUCUCUCCCGCUACCUCCGCUGUUGACCGCCAGACUGUCAAUGCAGAGUUUGUGAGUUCUCUCCCGCCCCUGUCAGCCAUUUUGGUCAAUGGUGUCUACGGCCAGUUUUGCUAACCGUCUGAUUCAAGAGUUAAGGGCAGUUUUCAGCUACCGACAAAUGCAUGUACAUUUAUUGCUGUGUAACCACUAAGGUAGGCUGAGACUGCGCAGGAGAGUGUAUGAGUACUGACAACCGCCGUUUUAUGACCGAAAUUUCGUUAUAUGUAGCGUAAAUACAGACACCAUGUUUCAAGCGACUUUAAUUUUGAUGUAUAAGAGUCGAUCGACCGUCUUCUUGGGACAGUAUUUGUAACGGAAGAUUUUUUUACGUUUCAGCAUCUUUGAUUCAUCGUUCAGCCUUGUGUAUUUUUUUUAAGUAAACUGGCAGGAUAGGUGCAUACUUCUUAGUGCCUGAGGACACAUAAAGUCGAAGUCAUGGUCAUCGGGAUCGAUAGGAUCAUUCUUUUCUAAAAUGCUCUGCGCUCGCUUCAAGACCAGAUAGAUCAAACAAUUAUCCUGGAGCAAGUUAUUUAUCAAACAAGUAAUUCAAGAAACAGAAUGACAACACGCAUUUUAGUGUGAUAUAAUAGUAUAGUUUUCAUUCAGUUUUUUCUAAGACAAGAAUAUUGCUUGAACACUAUUAAAUAAACAAAUCCUCCGA